Messenger RNA from Mangifera indica (mango), 1979 nucleotides. Its product is annotated as receptor-like protein 19. The record is from RefSeq and is a predicted model, not a curated record. Bases 71 to 1765 code for a protein of 564 amino acids. Lineage: Eukaryota; Viridiplantae; Streptophyta; Magnoliopsida; Sapindales; Anacardiaceae. The transcript has 2 exons. Gene Ontology annotation, molecular function: protein binding.
UCUUCAUAAUCAAAUCUAGCUACUUACCUAAAUUAUAUAUGUGGUUAUCAUUAUUUUUCUUCUCAUUUCGAUGCUUAAUUCUUGGGUUUUAUUCCUUUAUUUUUCAGUACUUGUUCGCCUCACUUGUGUGCAAUCACUCUGUCAUGAAAAUGAGCACUCUGCCUUGUUACAAUUCAAGGAAACCAUGAUUAUCAAUAAGUUUGCUUCUUCCGAUCCUUCUGCUUAUCCCAAGGUUGCAUCUUGGAAAGCCAAUAAAGAUUGUUGCUCAUGGGAUGGGGUCAAGUGCAAUGAGGUUACUGGUCAUGUGGUUAAGCUUGACCUUACUAGUAGUUGCCUCUAUGGUUCUAUCAACUCUAGUAGUAGUCUCUUCCACCUUGUCCACCUUACAUGGCUUAGAUUGGCUGAUAACGACUUCAAUGGCUCUAAAAUCCCUUCAGCAAUCAAGAACCUUUCCAGGUUAUCAUAUCUGAGCCUAUAUAAUUCUAGUUUUUCUGGUCAAAUACCAUCAGAAGUGCUAGAGCUCUCAAAGUUGGAGACCCUUGACACAACGUUUAAUUUUAACUUGAAGCUCCAAAACCCAAGUCUAAGAAGCCUACUUGAGAAGUUAACUCAGCUCAAAGAGCUAUAUCUUGGUCACAACAACAUUUCUUCAUCGAUACCUGAUGUCUUGGCAAAUUUAUCUUUGUUGACUGCCUUAUCUCUCAAGGGUUGCCAAUUGCAAGAAUUUCAAAACAACAGCCCCCUUAAAGAAUUGAGAGUUGCGAACACAUCAUUUUUUGGGGAGAUUCCAUAUUCAAUAGGGAAUCUUAAUUCCUUACAGAUCCUAGAUGUAAGUUCUUGCCAUUUUUUUGGAUUGAUUCCACCUUCUCUUGGAAAUCUUUCUUCUUUAAAAGAAUUGAACCUUUCUAGGAACGAUUUUUCAAGCCAAGAUUGUCGUUCAUUGUCAUGGAUGGGCCAGUGUAGUGAGCUUGCUUCUUUACACCUUUCAAGGAUCAACUUAGUUGGUGAAAUUACCUCUUUGGUCAAAAGCCUAAAAAACCUUACCAAGCUCACUUCUCUUUACUUAAAUGACAAUAAACUUUCUGGUGAAUUACCAGCUGCCUUCGGAAAUCUAUCUUCGUUGAAAGAACUAGACAUUUCUUGGAACAAUUUUGAAAGGUAUGAUUUUCGUUCAUUGUCAUGGAUGGCCAAGUCUAGUGAACUUACUUGUUUAAGCCUUGUAGAGACCAACUUAGUUGGUGAAAUUCCUUCUUGGCUCAUGAGCGUAACAAGCCUUACUGAAUUAUAUUUGGGUGAAAAUGAAUUAAAUGGUACAAUCCCUUCUCAGAUUAGAAACCUAACGCAACUGAAACUUCUUGCACUUAACUCAAAUAAAUUGCAAGGCUCAUUUCCUAGCGCUCUAUAUCAUCUUGAGAACCUUAAUUUGCUUUACCUUCAAUCAAAUAAUAUGAGUGGCACAGUGGAUUUGGACAUGAUUGCUUCUAAACUCAUAAAUUUAGAAUCUUUUAGUCUCUCUUCAAACAAUUUUUCAUUGCUCAUUGAUGCCAAUGGUCAUACUAAAUUUCCGAAACUUCGAUAUCUUGGAUUGGGGUCUUGCAACCUUAAUAAGUUUCCAAGCUUCUUGCGGAACCAAGAUCAAUUGAUAGAUCUAGACCUUUCCUCAAACAAGAUUGCUGGCAAAAUACCAAGAUGGUUUUUGAACGCAAGUGUAGAUUCAUUGGUAAACUUGAACCUUGCCAACAAUCUUUUAACUGGCUUUGACUGACUUCAUGUGUUGUGUUUCUUCUCAUCUGCUUCCCUCGUCUUAUUAUUCUUAAAUAAGUUGUCAGGGCAAAUCCCAGUUCCACCAUUGCCCAUGUAGUUUAUUGAGUUUCAUUCAAUAAUCCGACAGGAGGAAUUCUUCCAUGGUACAGAUUAUUGAAACUUUGAAUGUAUUUUUGUUAAAGUUUAAUGAAAAUAAAUAUUUCAUAUGGAAGAAA